AUGGAAGCUGCCUUACGCUUCUCCCUAAACUCGACACCAGGUGGUGAGCAGCGAUUUCUGCAUGUCGAUGUGACAGGGAAGUCGUUCAAGCUCUGCAAAAUCGUCGAUGACUCGAAGAGCACUACUAAGUAUGAUACAAUCCACACAUGUACAAAGAUCCCCGCCUUUCGGGCCUUUGACUGGCAUCCUGUCAACGAAAACUUGGUCGUUGUAGGACAGGCGGGAGGCGAAGCAACCUUACUCAAUAUCGCAGAAGGCCAGCAAGAUUCUCUGUCAUUCCAAGUUCGAAGCCAGAGGCUCUGCAACUCCGUGGCUCUGAACUCAGGCAAUUUACUUGCAGCGGGACUCGACAAAGUACGAACAGACUUUUGUCUGAACAUCUGGGACUUCAGUCAACGUCUUCCUGCUCCUGGCUAUGUGAACUUCUCAAAGACCUACUCUGAGCCGAUUCACAAGCUUGCAAGCGGCGAGCCCAUCACGAGUCUGAAAUUUUUCCAUGAUCAUCCACAGCUGCUAGUAGCAGGAGUAAAGGGACAAUUUGUCAGACUGUAUGACUUGCGAGAGCCAGCCGUGGGAAAUGGACUUCAAUUUGCCACUCGUUGUGUCCACAAUCUUGCCAUAGAUUGGCAUGACGAGAACUACUUUGCCUCAUGUUAUCCUACCUCGGAUCCGGCAGUCUGCGUGUGGGAUAGGAGAAUGAUAUCGCGGCUCAAUCAUUCAAACAUGAUAUUUGGCUCUGGUACAAGUAUGGAAAACCGUGCACCUGAAGUCUCUAUGGAGCUACGGAAUGUGAUCCAGAGCCCCGGUGUUAUCUGGAGUCUUCGAUUCAGUAAGGCGCAACGAGGAUGUCUUGGUGUUCUUUCUAGUACUGGCCACCUCAAAGUAUACGAUAUCAAUAAAGAGUCGGUCAGUGAUGGGCAUCAAGAAGGUUAUGAACCUGGACAUGAGCCCGCUUGGGACAGCAGCUCACCUCAAAACAUUUUCCUUGAUCGGCUGCAGGAAGUUGCAAAACCUUAUUCAGACCCUACUGCUAAGGGCGAUGAGAAAGACCGCGCAGUUUCUUUCGACUUUACGACUUCGCUUACCAAGUUUGGUGAGUCGAGAAUCAUGACGUUGAGUGGGUUAGGUUCUGUGAAUAUUAUGACCACAAGGGCUUCGCCUGAACCAAGUACACUUUCAUCUCUAGGCCAGUUAUACAAAGGUGCAAAACUCGCUGGUGAAGCGGAGCCGAUGAAAAACCAUCCCGGUGAAACGGUGGAGCUCAUCCGUCGCCGCGCAAAGCCUCGAAAUAUUCUCAAGCAAGCCUACAAAGUUUCCAGACAGAACAAAACAUCAACUGAGACCAAACGAAUGUCUAGUCUAGCCGAUCAAGAAUGGCACUCAGAUCUUGGGUUCUAUGAGACGGAUGUGCCUAUUAGAGAUAUGCUCACCUUGAACUCAAUUCAGCAUGCACGCUGUCAAGCAGGCUAUCUACUUGAUCCAACCAAGAACAAGGCCAUUGUUUCUGAUUCACACUGGCUACAGGCGCUCUGGGCAUGGGUUGAGAAGGCAACAAAGGCCUCACGCAAAGGGAACAUGGUCCAAGAUAAUUUCGAUCUUUCUUAUGUGGGAGUCUACGGACUCUGGAUGGAAGAUAUCGGCCCCAAAAAUCGGACACUUGGUCCGAGUUCGAAUAAACUUGCCAAAAUCAUUGAGAACCUUGUGAGACGUCUCAACAUUCCUCAGCUCAAAAGCGUGUCAACAGAAUAUCCUGCAAAUCGCCAAAUGUGCCUUCAUGCGUCGGGACUCGCUUGGUCAAAUGAUGAGCUGGAAAUUAUCAUGAAGAGACUAGUGGCUCAAAACCAACACACAAAAGCUGCGGCAUUAGCAAUGUUUGCAUCGCAACGAAAGCUUGCUUAUAAAGCCCUUCGAGGUAAGGGCGCCAAUCAAGCGCAUAAAAUGCUCGCUCUCGCAGUCGCUGGUGCUGAGAGAAGGAGUAAUGUCGAGGAGUCGGCAGCCUCGGGUGACGAAUCCGAAAGUCAGGACGACUGGAUUGACACAGUCUCCUCUCUGGCAGAAGAAUUGACUGAUCCGUACGCUCGAGCAAUUCUGGCGUACGUCAAGUCUGGAGAUUGGGCAACAGUCCUCGAAGAAGACUCCCUGCCUCUCAAGUAUCGUGUUUGCAUUGCUUUAAGGCACCUUGAUGAUUCAAAAUUGACUCACUAUAUCUCACAAGUAACGAAGGAAGUCGUUGCUAAAGGAGAUAUCGAGGGUGUCAUUUUGACUGGUACCGCAACACAAGAUGCUUUCGAUUUGAUAUCUAGUUACUUGCAUCACUUCGGAGACUUGCAGACUUCUGUUCUGGUGCUUUGCCCCACGGUCCCACGUUAUCUUGAUGAUGACAGGAUGGUUCGGAUGUUCAACGGGUGGAAAGACGCCUACCGUAACAUGAUUAAUAGUUGGAACAUGAAGUUCGACCGGGUUCGAUUUGAUAUUGCAUGCCAGAAUGUUGCCGUGGACGAAGCAGGCAGACGACUCCUACCACCUGUCAAGCAACAAGUCCGCCUGGUCUGUGGCUUCUGUGCACAGGGUGUUGCCCACUCCGCCGCCAACGACGGCGAGAACAGUCCAGGACAGAGGCCAAGAGAAACUCAGAAGCCUCUUGCGAAGGAAAAAGCAGCUGCAAUUGGAACGGUCUGCCCGAAAUGUGGACGCCAUUUGCCGCGAUGUGGAGUGUGUGAUCUUUGGCUGGGAAUGCCGGACGAAACAUACCUGCCUUGGCACAGCUCACAGGCAUCGCAACGAAACUCACGAGCCAAAGAAAGCAUGGAUCUGAGUGCAAGUAUGACAGGUAGCAUCCUGACGACGAUUGGGCCUGGACAACAGCAAAGCGGCACACCCCAAAGGAGUCGAUCGCCACGAGUGAAGCAGACACAACAAUCGCAAAAUUUAUCCAAAGAAUCCUCCUCGACUUCGGAAACCUCAAAUAAAACCGCAGUCCAACCAACGGUUCCAGCCAUGAAGGCCGUUUCAACCGACAGGCCACCACACGAUGUAGUUAUAGAAGGAGAUGGGGAAGGAAAAGAUCGGUCUGCAGCUGGAGCGAUAGAAACCUGGGAUACUGCAAUGUCUCGCUUCACAGUCAUCUGUGUGAAGUGUGCUCAUGGAUGCCAUGCUGCUCAUGCGAGGAUGUGGUUCGAAAAGCAUCGAGUUUGUCCUGUCCCGGAGUGCUCAUGCUUGUGCAAUGAAUGA
This is a messenger RNA of Exophiala bonariae, 3231 nucleotides long. RefSeq lists its product as uncharacterized. Gene Ontology annotation, biological process: positive regulation of TORC1 signaling. The record is from RefSeq and is a predicted model, not a curated record. The coding region runs from base 1 to 3231 and encodes 1076 amino acids. Gene Ontology annotation, cellular component: cytoplasm. The transcript has a single exon. NCBI's taxonomy places the organism in Eukaryota, Fungi, Ascomycota, Eurotiomycetes, Chaetothyriales, Herpotrichiellaceae. Gene Ontology annotation, molecular function: protein binding.